Momordica charantia (bitter melon) is the source of this 1644-nucleotide messenger RNA. RefSeq names its product Tetratricopeptide repeat (TPR)-like superfamily protein (gene PDE247). The record is from RefSeq and is a predicted model, not a curated record. Gene Ontology annotation, biological process: RNA modification. NCBI's taxonomy places the organism in Eukaryota, Viridiplantae, Streptophyta, Magnoliopsida, Cucurbitales, Cucurbitaceae. Gene Ontology annotation, molecular function: RNA binding; protein binding.
GAUAAAAUUCCCGCUCCCGCUCUAUCCUAAACGGUUCUUCGAACAAUGAGCAGCAUUCCGGCGAACACCGCCGCCGCAGUCCAACUCCAACAAUAUCCUAAUCCGGCUACUUCAAUCCCACUUCCAAACCCGGAAACAAUCAACUUCCCUCGCUCUGAAAAUUCCUCAAAUCGCCAUAUCUCCUCCAAAUCCACCGGCAAUUCUAUCGAUCCCAUCGUUCUAUGGACCUCUUCCAUCGCUCGCUACUGCCGCAAUGGCCAAUUAGCCGAAGCGGCCGCAGAGUUUACAAGCAUGAGACUCGCCGGAGUUGAGCCGAACCACGUCACGUUGAUUACGCUUCUCUCCGGCUGUGCUGAUUUUCCGUCAGAAAGCCUCUACUUCGGCUCUUCGCUCCAUGGCUACGCCCGUAAAUUAGGUUUGGAUACAGCGCAUGUAAUGGUGGGGACUUCUAUCGUUGAUAUGUAUGCCAAAUGUGCUCAACUGGGUCUUGCUAGGAGGGUUUUCGAUUACCUGAGGAUGAAAAACUCUGUUUCUUGGAACACGAUGCUCGAUGGUUACACGAGGAACGGGGAGAUUGAGCUGGCGAUUGACCUGUUUGAUGAAAUGCCUACGAGAGAUGCGAUUUCUUGGACGGCUUUGAUUAAUGGUCUCUUGAAACAGGGGUACUCUGAACAAGCAUUGGAGUGCUUCCAUCAGAUGCAGUGCUCAGGUAUCAAACCUGAUUAUGUGUCUAUAAUUGCUGUUCUUGCUGCGUGUGCUGAUUUGGGAACGCUUACUUUGGGGUUAUGGGUUAAUCGGUUCGUUAUGCAGCAGGAGUUCAAGGAUAAUAUUAGGAUUAGUAAUUCCUUGAUAGAUAUGUAUUCUCGAUGUGGGUGCAUCGGAUUUGCCCGCCAAGUGUUUGAGAGAAUGUCUAAGCGAACUUUGGUGUCUUGGAACUCCAUUAUUGUGGGGUAUGCUGCUAAUGGGUUUGCAGAUGAAUCUCUGGAGUUUUUUGAUGCAAUGCAGAAGGAGGGAUUCAAGCCAGAUGCAGUUAGCUAUACGGGAGCUCUUACUGCGUGUAGUCAUGCUGGCUUAGUGAAUAAGGGGUUGGAAUUGUUUGAUAACAUGAAGAGGGUGCACAGAAUUAUUCCCAGGAUCGAGCAUUAUGGAUGCAUUGUCGACCUCUAUGGCCGUGCAGGGAGGUUGGAGGAUGCGUUGGAUGUGAUCGAGAAAAUGCCGAUGAAACCGAAUGAAGUUGUGCUUGGAUCGUUGCUGGCUGCCUGCAGGACUCAUGGCGAUGUGAGCUUGGCUGAAAGGUUGAUGAAACAUCUCUCUAAGUUGGACCCGGGAGGCGAUUCAAAUUAUGUGCUCCUUUCGAACAUUUAUGCAGCAAUUGGAAAGUGGGAAGGGGCUAACAAGGUCAGGAGAACGAUGAAAGCCCGAGGUGUGCAGAAAAAACCGGGGUUUAGUUCCGUUGAGAUUGAUGGUAAGGUUCAUGAGUUUGUUGCUGGUGACAAAUACCAUGCUGAUGCAGACAGUAUUUAUUCUAUGUUACAGCUGCUUGUUCAUGAACUAAAGAUAUGUGGCUCUGUCCCUGAAACUGAAACCUUUCUGAAUACCAAAGAAUCUAGUAAAGACCAUUGAAGCCUAUUUUUCCGAGUAAUU